AUGGCGUUGAAAAUUCGUACGACACUGUUAUUUAUCCUUUCCGGGUUGUUCCUUGUGCAGAUUUUGUUGUAUUUCUAUAGUUCUGGAGCCCAGAAGGCUACACAUAAAUGGAAGAGAAGACAAUGCGAUUGUCCCGGGAUUGAGAACUGCUACCCUCAUCCAAAAGAUGAACACCUAUGCGGCCGCUGCUUUACCUGUAACAAGGAGAAAAUUAAUAAAGUAAAAUCAAUAAUCAAGGAUACCGCAAUAAUGCUCAUUACAAAUGAAGAGCAACUAAAUGAAUUAAUGAUAACGAUAGCAUCGAUUCACAAACAUUAUCCAGAACGCCAGAUCUUGGUUUACAACAGUUUCCUAUCACCACAGACGGCACUCCCAAGAAAAUUGCACGCGCUCGCUCAAUACGAAAGUGUUUUAUGGGUGAGCGAGGGGAUGGAGUUCCGAUCGCGGUCUAUCGAUUCUCAAUUAGAAUACGGGAAUGUGCCGGUUGUCUUGUAUGGAAGAGUGUCGUUGAAGCCUGUUUCGGUACUAGGCUUUACCCCAUUUUUCCCGGGAGCUGAUUUUUAUCCCAAAAAUUUCACGGCAGCACAUUUUAAGACAGCUAGCUGGGAAACGAUUGAAUGGCUUACGAAAUGUGCGGGUACCGCUUCUUGCUACGACUGUCGAGCUGCAGAUGGGACGGCGCUUGAUUGCCUCCCGUAUCUCCUCGCCCGUUUUUCAGCCGAUCGUCCCAUCGAAUACCGUAGCCUGCCCGGAAAUAGCUUGGAGGCGCAGGGCACGAAGCCGCCGGAAUGUGAUCUGAAAGAAUACAACAUGCUGAAGCUGUACUUGCUGAUACUGUUGAUCUUGAUUAACGAAUGCUUCGGAAUGUCUGUACUCGAAGCCUAUAACGAUCCUCGAUGGUCCAGGAGACGACAAGGCAUGUUAAACACCAGAUUUACGCCCGUGGCUCAUCAACGUGGAGAUGACGACUGGCAAAAACAACUAGGCCAAGCACGGCUUGUCGGCAAAAUCAUGGACGAAAAUGAGAUCGGAUUCGAGGUGGCCCCGCCGGUAAACGGACGGAUAAAUAGCGUCUUCAACCGUGCCGUCUUCUCCCCGGAAACGAAGACCCACCCGGCGGAAGGCCGAGCGGAUGAGGCGCUGGUUAUAUGCUUUGGACCAAAACACAUCGCCGCUGUUUAUGGC
Molecule: messenger RNA, 1185 nt
Organism: Mesorhabditis spiculigera
Lineage: Eukaryota; Metazoa; Nematoda; Chromadorea; Rhabditida; Rhabditidae
Source: the annotation of a GenBank genome assembly